AUGACUGUUGAAGAUGUACCACACUCAGCACGGCAUGCUUCAGAAACUGAACCAAAACCCCAUCCCGAAAAAGAGAAUGACGCCGACGAGGAUGAUGUUGCAUUGUCAUACUUGCAGUUGAAGAGCAGUCACUUACCAGAGGGUGAAGGUGACUCCAAAAUUAUCGAGUACGCAAUACCUCAACACUUCAAAGGUGAUGUGGCCGGAACUGACGUAUCCUUUUACCACAGUAUCGUACAUGUCGCAUGCUUCCGGCCUGAAGUUCAGAUGUUCAGCCGUGAACACCUGCUCUCCGACAAGCUCAAUGGGAUUGGGACCAGAGAACUCGUGUUUCAAGUAGGGAUCAAUGAACUCCUUAUUGGGGAGAUGGUGCAGGAAUACGUUGAGGAGCAAGCUAAGUGCCUCCUCCGCGGACUCCUGGCAAGAAGGGCUAGCACCUCACCCUUGAUCCAGAAUAAAAAGCCAACUAUAAUAUUUGUCGCUUAUGAUCUAGGAUCUGUCAUUGUCAAGACGGUAAGAUAG
Colletotrichum gloeosporioides is the source of this 522-nucleotide messenger RNA. RefSeq lists its product as uncharacterized. Lineage: Eukaryota; Fungi; Ascomycota; Sordariomycetes; Glomerellales; Glomerellaceae. The coding region runs from base 1 to 522 and encodes 173 amino acids. The record is from RefSeq and is a predicted model, not a curated record. The transcript has 2 exons.